ACAAAAAACGUAAAGAAGAAAAAUUGCCCCCAAAUAAAUCGGUUGCGACCCUCCUCAUCUUGUCCGUGUGGUGACGGCGGCGAAUUUUUGUUUGAUCUAAUAAGUAAUCGGAGACACAUAGUUGUUAUCUUCAUCAACUACUGAGGUAUCAGAUAAAAAUGCAAGGUAGUAUCUACUCAAGGUGUUUUAGGGCUGGGGAGUUGCUGCUUCACAAAGCAGAAAACAUGAUUUUGAAUUACAUCCCUUCUCGCCCUUUACAUUCACAAGCGCUAAAACCCUCAACUUAUCUUCAUCAUCAAUAUCGUAUUGCUACAAGACGUCUUUCAAUCAAUAAACGAAACCCAUGGGAUUCUUCAAGAACCACUUCUACUGGCUUUAAGCAAAUCAAGGCAUUCAUUUCCGAUUUCCCUGCUAAAAACCCUGAUGGGAAGCCAAAUGGGUAUGCCAUGUUUUCAACAUCUUCAAGUGAUGAUGAUGGCUCAAAAAAGCCUGUUGUCAACAAGGAAGAAACUCAGGCUGCAGCGGAAGGCGAUCAAAUAUCUGAUGCGAGAAUUAUAAGCACUCUGGCUAAAUACUUGUGGAUGAAGGAUAAUUUUGAGUUCCGGUUUCGGGUCAUUGCUGCCUUGAGUUUACUAGUUGGUGCAAAGGUUGUGAAUGUUCAAGUGCCAUUCUUGUUUAAGCUUGCUGUUGAUUGGUUGACAACAGCAACUGGUAAUGCUAGCGCUCUUGCGGAGUUUACUACUGCCAAUUCUACUGUUUUGGCUCUUUUUGCAAGUCCUGCUGCGGUUUUGAUUGGGUAUGGUAUUGCAAGAUCUGGGGCAUCCGCUUUCAACGAAUUGCGAACUGCAAUUUUCUCAAAGGUGGCGCUCCGCACUAUUCGGUCAGUUUCACGGAAGGUCUUUUCGCACUUGCAUGAACUUGACCUGCAAUAUCACCUUAGUCGAGAAACGGGUGGUCUUAAUCGGAUCAUUGACCGUGGUAGCCGAGCAAUCAAUUUUAUUCUUUCGUCAAUGGUAUUCAAUGUUUUCCCGACGAUAUUAGAGAUAUCAAUGGUAUCAGGUAUACUUGCAUACAAGUUUGGAGCACCCUUUGCAUGGAUCACAUCACUGUCUGUGGCUGCAUAUAUCGCUUUCACCUUAAGUAUUACCCAGUGGCGAACUAAGUUUAGGAAGGAGAUGAAUAAAGCUGAUAAUGAUGCAAGCACACGAGCAAUAGAUUCUCUUAUCAAUUAUGAGACUGUUAAGUACUUUAACAAUGAGGUGUAUGAAGCUGAGAAGUACGAUCACUUUUUAAAGAGAUAUGAAGAUGCUGCCUUAAAGACACAACGUAGUCUUGCAAUCUUAAACUUUGGGCAAAAUGCAAUAUUCAGCAUAGCUCUCUCAGCUGCUAUGGUUUUAUGUUCAAAUGGGAUUAUGAAUGGUCUCAUGACUGUUGGUGACUUGGUCAUGGUAAAUGGGCUGCUGUUCCAGCUAUCGCUUCCACUGAAUUUCCUUGGAAGCGUAUAUCGUGAGACUGUCCAAAGUCUAGUGGACAUGAAAUCAAUGUUUCAGUUACUAGAGGAAAGAGCUCAAAUCAGAGAUGCAGCCGAUGCGGAAUCUCUUAAGUUAAGUGGGGGUAGCAUUCAAUUUGAGAAUGUUCACUUCAGUUAUUUGACAGAAAGGAAGAUUCUAGAUGGGAUCUCUUUCAUUGUUCCAGCUGGAAAAAGUGUAGCUAUUGUAGGAACAAGUGGCAGUGGCAAAUCAACCAUUCUUAGAUUGCUCUUCAGAUUCUUUGACACUCAUUCUGGAAAUAUAAGAAUAGAUGGUCAAGAUAUUCGGAAGGUUACUCUUGAGAGUCUUCGGAAAUCUAUUGGCGUUGUUCCCCAGGAUACUGUUCUUUUCAAUGAUACUAUAUUUCACAAUAUCCGCUAUGGGAGUCUCUCUGCCUCCGAGGAGGAGGUUUACAAUGCUGCUCGACAAGCUGCAAUCCAUGAAACUAUUAUAAAAUUCCCACAGAAGUAUGCUACAGUGGUGGGAGAACGUGGACUAAAGUUAAGCGGUGGUGAGAAGCAAAGAGUUGCACUAGCGCGUGCAUUCCUUAAAGCACCUGCGAUAUUGCUUUGUGAUGAAGCCACGAGUGCACUUGACAGCACGACAGAAUCAGAAAUAUUAAGUGCUUUAAAGUCUCUAGCAAAUAAUCGAACUGCAGUUUUUAUUGCCCAUAGGCUCACUACAGCUAUGCAAUGCGAUGAGAUCAUAGUCUUGGAGAAUGGGAAAGUGGUGGAACAAGGGCCACAUGAAUUUCUUCUAUCAAGGCCUGGGAGGUAUGCACAACUUUGGUCACAGCAGAAUACAGUGGAUGGACUUGAUGUGGCGAUCAAGUUAAACACAUGAAUAUCGCCUCUUCUUGUUCUUUCAGGAAAUGAACAAAUUAUGAUUUGACCACCGAGUUCGCCCAAUCAUCUCACUUCUUUCUUCAAUUCCAAUAAAGGAUAUCAAUUUCCGAUAACCACUUUCACCCUCCCUUGUCGUAUUUAAUCCGUUGAAGUAGUGGGGCAGGAUUUACUUCCUCAGAUUCUAUAGGACAAAGAAGCCAGUCCCAAGGACUGCUAAUAUGAAGGAAGGAUGAAAUUUAUGGUUCUCCCUAUUUCUUGCUUUAUACGCUUCUUGUGAGGAUGGAACAGGUCAAACUAAUCUUCUCAAUGAUUAUAGUUUAUACAGGCAUUUAGUUUUGUUAGUAGUGGUGAUAUUUGCAAUUAACUAGAAAUAGCGAUGUAUUAAUCCGUGUAGUGUUCAUUUGUUAUUUUUCGAGAGCCAAGGAUUGUGAUUUAUGAAGUUCAGAACCCCUAGCUUACUGUUAAGAUCCAUUCUUUGGCUUUGUAGUGGAAUACUGGAAUAGACAGUGUACACCUCCACAAAACACAUUAAAUAGUGUUUAGCAUCUUAAAUGUCGCUCACUUAGGGAUAAUAAUGUUAGUGUAGGCUUCUCAUAGUCUUUAUUCGAUAUGUUUCAAAUCUUAAAUAUUGUACUUCUAAAGCAUUUUGCUGCAUGCAGUUGAAGAUGUUGUGAUUUAGAGAA
Messenger RNA from Solanum dulcamara, 3057 nucleotides. RefSeq names its product ABC transporter B family member 25, mitochondrial. Gene Ontology annotation, biological process: intracellular iron ion homeostasis; transmembrane transport. The coding region runs from base 159 to 2372 and encodes 737 amino acids. The transcript has 20 exons. Gene Ontology annotation, cellular component: mitochondrial inner membrane. Gene Ontology annotation, molecular function: ABC-type transporter activity; ATP hydrolysis activity; ATP binding. The record is from RefSeq and is a predicted model, not a curated record. NCBI's taxonomy places the organism in Eukaryota, Viridiplantae, Streptophyta, Magnoliopsida, Solanales, Solanaceae.